GCUCAAGUUCAGUAGGAGUUUUCGAUCCCACUCCUCCGCCUCCCGCCGCCCCCCAUGGUGCUUUAAAUAGCUUUCCCUUACCCAGUUUGUGAGAGUGUCAUCUGAUUUAAAACCAGUCAACCGAAUAAAAACACUUUCUAGAAUGCCAGUUUGGAAACGUGGAUCAAAAUUCAAAUGUGUUAGUUUUGGCCCACAUCUGCGAACUUGUACUAAAUAAACAGUCAAAUGUGCACACGUGUAUGUCCGAGGAUGUUGACUGUGAUUGUUUAUGCCAGAGAAAACAACCCGGAAAUAAGCUGUCCUCCCAACAAAAGAUUGGUGAAGUAGUUUUUAGUAACUUCAAACGAAGAGGUAUGCUGGGAGUGAAGUGGCUCAGUCGUGUCCGACUCUUUGCGACCCCGUGGACUGUAGCCCACCAGGCUCCUCCGUCCAUGGGAUUCUCCAGGCAAGAGGACUGGAGUGGGUUCCCAUUUCCUCCUCCAAGAAUUGGAUGCGUAUCAGGAUGUUCUGAAGAACAGCACCAACCCUCCGGGAGAUGGUCACUUCAACGCCAUGACCAAAGACAAGGAAUCUCCCAUCAGAAGCUGUCGUUUUGUUUACAUCGUGGCCUUAGUAUUUGGAACCAUAAUCCAGUUCUCUGUUGAAAGCGAAUUUGUGGUAGACAUGUCAAAAACAAGCCUUCUUCAUGUUCCCAAAGACCUGCCACCAAAAACCAAAGUCUUGGACUUGUCUCAAAACAACAUAUCUGAGCUUUACCUGUCUGAUGUCAGCUUUCUCUCAGGGCUGAAAGUUCUGAGACUUUCCCAUAAUAGAAUCCAGGGCCUUGAUAUUAGUAUUUUCAAGUUCAACCAUGAUUUGGAAUAUUUGGAUUUAUCUCACAAUCAGCUGCAGAAGAUAUCUUGCCAUCCAAUCACCACGAGUCUCAAGCACUUAGACCUCUCAUUCAAUGACUUUGAUGCCCUGCCCAUCUGUAAGGAAUUUGGCAACUUGACCCAACUGAAUUUCUUAGGAUUGAGUGCUGCAAAGUUACAACAAUUAGAUCUACUACCAGUUGCUCACUUGCACCUAAGUUGUAUCCUUCUGGAUUUGGAAGAUUAUUAUAUGAAAGAAAAUAAGAAAGAAAGUCUUCAAAUUCUGAAUACAAAGAAACUUCACCUUGUUUUUCACCCAAAUAGCUUUUUCUCUGUCCAAGUGAACAUAUCAGUGAAUAGUUUAGGGUGCUUACAACUGACUAAUAUUAAAUUGAAUGAUGACAAUUGUCAAGUUUUACUUAAAUUUUUAUCAGGACUCACUGGAGGACCAACCUUACUAAAUUUUACCCUCAACCAUAUGGAAACAACUUGGAAAUGUUUGGUUAAAGUUUUUCAAUUCCUUUGGCCCAAACCUGUAGAAUAUCUCAAUAUUUACAAUUUAACAAUAGUUGAAAAAAUUGAAGAAGAAGUUUUUACUUAUUAUAAAACGACACUGAAGUCACUAAAAAUAGAAGAUAUUACAAACGAAGUUUUUAUUUUUUCACAGGCAGCAGUAUACACACUGUUUUCUGAGAUGAAUAUUCUGAUGUUAACCAUAUCGGACACACGCUUUAUACACAUGCUUUGCCCUCAGGGGCCAAGCACAUUUAAGUUUCUGAACUUUACCCAGAAUGCUUUCACAGAUAGUGUCUUUCAAAAUUGUGGCACUUUAACUAGAUUGGAGACGCUUAUCUUACAAAAGAACGAAUUAAAAGACCUUUUCAAAACAAGUCUCAUGACUAAGGAUAUGCUUUCUUUGGAAACACUGGAUGUUAGCUGGAAUUCUUUGGAAUAUGACAGAUAUAACGGAAAUUGCACUUGGGCUGGGAGUAUAGUGGUGUUAAAUUUAUCUUCAAAUGCACUCACUGACUCUGUGUUCAGAUGUUUACCUCCUCGGAUCAAGGUUCUUGAUCUUCACAAUAACAGAAUAAGGAGCAUCCCUAAAGAUGUCACUGGUCUAGGAACUUUGCAAGAACUCAACCUUGCUUCCAAUUCUUUAGCCCACCUUCCUGGAUGUGGUAUCUUUAGUGGCCUUUCUAUACUGAUCAUUGAUUAUAAUUCAAUUUCCAAUCCAUCAGCUGAUUUCUUCCAGAGCUGCCAGAAGAUUAGGUCCCUCAAAGCAGGGAACAAUCCAUUCCAAUGUUCCUGUGAGCUGAGAGAGUUUAUCCAAAGUGUAGGCCAAGUAUCCAGUGAAGUGGUAGAGGACUGGCCUGAUUCUUAUAAAUGUGACUAUCCAGAGAGCUAUAAGGGAGCCCCUCUAAAGGACUUCCAUGUAUCUGAGCUGUCAUGCAACACGGCUCUGCUGAUUGUCACCAUCGUGGUCCCUGGGCUGGUGUUGGCUGUUACCGUGACUGUCCUCUGCAUCUACCUGGAUCUGCCCUGGUACCUCAGAAUGGUGUGUCAGUGGACCCAGACCCGGCGCAGGGCCAGGAAUGUGCCCUUGGAAGAACUCCAAAGAACUCUUCAGUUCCAUGCUUUUAUUUCAUACAGUGAACAUGACUCUGCCUGGGUGAAGAAUGAACUGGUACCUUGUCUAGAAAAAGAAAAUAUAAGGAUUUGUCUCCAUGAGAGAAACUUUGUUGCUGGCAAGAGCAUCGUGGAAAAUAUCAUCAACUGCAUUGAGAAAAGCUACAAGUCCAUCUUCGUUUUGUCUCCCAACUUUGUCCAGAGCGAGUGGUGCCAUUAUGAACUCUACUUUGCCCACCACAAUCUCUUCCAUGAAGGAUCUAAUAACUUAAUCCUGAUCUUGCUGGAACCCAUUCCACAGAACACCAUUCCUGAUAGAUAUCACAAGCUAAGAGCUCUCAUGGCACAGAGAACUUAUUUGGAAUGGCCUAAGGAGAAGAGCAAACAUGGACUCUUUUGGGCUAAUAUUAGAGCUGCUUUUAAUAUUAAAUUAAGACUAGUCACUGAAAACAGUGAUGUGAAAGGUUAAAAAAAAUAAAAUAUCUGAAAUCCAAUUAAAGAGACCAUCAUUCACUUGGAUUCUGAUGGACACUGGUUUCAAGUUAUUUCUGGAUGCUGCCUCCAUUAUUUCCAUGAAUGCAGGGAAGACUUAUGGAAAACCAUGUUUUAGCUGAACUGGAAACGAGGCUGGGCCUGAGCUGGCGCUCAGACUUGCUGAUUACAGGUAACUCAGUCUCUCUGGUUUAACCAUUCUGUUUCAAAUUGAAACCGUCUCUGUCGAAUGAAUGCUCAGUCAUUCAGGGACCUUUCCCCUCUCCUUUCCCGAGUGGAUGUUGUGUGAGGAGGAGUCCAUGAGACUUGCUGGCCACAAGGAAACAGUCAGCUGCAGAACUGUAUGCAGUGGUGCUUGGAGAGUCCUAUGGAUCUUCAUCAGCCUUGGGGUCGGCUCUGUCCUCCUGUUCUACUUUGGGAGAAAAUAGACCUGAUACGGAAAUUAAAGACCCUUUUUUCUUCA
Molecule: messenger RNA, 3432 nt
Organism: Cervus elaphus (red deer)
Lineage: Eukaryota; Metazoa; Chordata; Mammalia; Artiodactyla; Cervidae
Gene: TLR6
Product: toll like receptor 6
Exons: 2
Coding region: 553-2946 (797 amino acids)
Biological process (GO): toll-like receptor signaling pathway; immune response; inflammatory response
Cellular component (GO): membrane; Toll-like receptor 2-Toll-like receptor 6 protein complex
Molecular function (GO): transmembrane signaling receptor activity; Toll-like receptor 2 binding; lipopeptide binding
Source: RefSeq, a predicted model, not a curated record